This is a messenger RNA of Poeciliopsis prolifica (blackstripe livebearer), 3751 nucleotides long. RefSeq names its product regulator of G-protein signaling 22. The record is from RefSeq and is a predicted model, not a curated record. Lineage: Eukaryota; Metazoa; Chordata; Actinopteri; Cyprinodontiformes; Poeciliidae. Bases 229 to 3564 code for a protein of 1111 amino acids. Gene Ontology annotation, biological process: regulation of signal transduction. Gene Ontology annotation, molecular function: G-protein alpha-subunit binding. The transcript is spliced from 25 exons.
GCAGCUGAACUGAUCGGAAGCACGUGACGCAUCACGUAAGGCUCCAAAUUUGAAAGCGAUGGCCGUGUGUGUGUGUGAGUGUGUGCGCGUGUUGAUGAAUAUGUAGCAGCAAAAAGGCGUGGAAGCCGUGGCCUGGAACUGAACCUGAGGUAAUAACACGGCCUUCGUAGCAGCUCAGUUCUUUUACAGGAAAAUCUAGAAGAUGCCUCUGAAUUUCUAAGAUGAACAAUGUGUGGAGUUACUUCAGCUGAAACCCCCCUUCUUACUGCUGAAAACUUUGAGAGCUCUCUGGCCUCUGAUGACCUACUGGUUUACUACUUCAAUGAGUUCUUAAGUCUGCCGUCUUUCUCAGAAGCUUUGGUAUACAACCAGCAAUCUGGACUUUUUGAGGUGGUGACUGAAAAAGCUGACAUUGUCGCCAAACAGAUCAGAGCUACCCUGAAAAUCUAUAAAUCAUUAAUGCUUUCUGAUGACCCAGACAUAUUUUCCAAAAUGCCACCUAUACCGGACAUCUGUUUCGCUGUCACUUGCCUCAACAGAAAAGAAGGUUUUCAGUGGAUUAAGGAAAAAAGACUGCCCUUCUUCCUGCAGAGCGAUAGCUACCAUGAAUACAGACUUGCCAAGCUGCUGUUUCAGUGGAAGCCACCCCUUUGGAGCUAUUUGAAAAACUGGUCAGAUGAAACAGACACUAGCAGUCCUGAAACCUCAAAAUUGCUUGAUCCCUCCUCUUCUGAAGAAUAUUCUUCAGAUUCUCUGGAGAGUACAUCACCGGAACCAGACAACCUCACUGCUGAAGAACAGCCAGAGUACUUUGCUAGGAAAGUGGUUAAUCAGGUGCUUAAAGAUGCUGUGAACAUGUUGGAGGGAGAAAAACAGGCCGAAACCUCUGAGAGCCUCAGCCAGCCAGACCUCUCCAGAACAGAUGACCAACAGCAAGCAAAUAAAGAUGAAGCAACACUGGAGAGGAAGAAAUCAACACCACUGAACAGAGCAAAGAAUAGUAGAGACAUCUCAGCAGAGGAUAAGAGUCCUGUUUUGUGCUGGCAAGUCUCCAGUGCUGAUAAGAAUAGGGCGGGCUUGGAUGAGUUCAAACAGUUUUUGCGAGGAACGUCAGGAGAGAAGCUUCUAAAUCUGUGGAUAGAUGUUCAGACACUGAUGGCGUUGCAUACGGAAGAACGAAAAAAAAGAUAUUUAGUUCUGUUGAGGAACUGCUACCUGAGGAACAGCAGUCCUUGUUGUUUGCAUGUGGAGCUGCUUGCAAAGUUGGGGCUGUCGAACUCCCCCUGCUGGACAGAGGAGAAAUUGUUCUCGGUUCUUGAACUACUAACUGAGCCUCUACUCAGCUACUGGUUACCUCGGUACUGGAUGAAGACGUGUUGGAGACAGCCUGGCAGUCGCUCUGAAGAGUAUCUGUCCCCAUUCCAUCAUUCUGCUAUGACUCAGAUGUCUGCCAAAUGUGAGACACAAUUCGAAAGAAGAGUGAAAUCCAUGAUGACGUCUCUGUUUAUUGAGUUCCAGACUGGGCUGUACUUCACACACUACUGUGAACAAUCUGGAAACAAGCUGUGGGUAAACGCAGUUUACUUCUGGACAGACCUGCAGCACUACCAUGAACUGUUCCAACAGGAGCAAAUGGACCCCCAUAUUGUGCAGAGAGAGGCACAGGUCCUUUAUUCCACAUAUAUCUCCAGCUUUGCCAGAAGGAGCUUAAAUGUUAAGACCGAAAUCAGAAGAGAGGUGUACAACAAACUGAAGCCUGCUUUUGAGGAGCUGUUUGAUAGGGUGGAGGAACAUGCACUGGACAUCCUUCUGGAGCCGUGGACACAACUGAACCAGGGGGACAAUGAGUCAUUUCUGCAGGUGCCCGUGCACGAUGAGCAGCGGAGCUUCUACAGUCCAGAGUACAGAGAACUCCUGAGGAUCUGCAAGGAAUUAAAGCACCAGCAGAGACGGAUCAGCAGGCAACAGGUCAAAAAGUGGAAGCGGUGGAAGUCCAUGAAUAUUCCUAUAUCCGUCGAGCCAUUUCCUUCCUCAAAGACUCCCCGACACCUUGGUCUGUGGUCCAAAGUGCCUACAAAUUUUCAAGGUUAUCGUCUACCGACUUUACUUCGUCAUCCUGAAGAGAUCGGACACUUAAUGACUUUCUUGGAAGAAAAUGAAGCCAGCAUUCAUUUGAUGUGCUGGUUGGACCUAGAGCGGUACAAGACAAUUUCUAAGACCAACAAGACCUUCAGAAUGGAGAAGACAACUGUGAUUGUUAAAAAGUACCUGAGUGAAAACUACUUCUUUGGUCCUGACAGCCCUGCCACAAAAGAACAACAGCAAACAGUUUUAGAGAAAGCAGGUGGAGAGGAGAGGCUGCGGUCAGAAAUCCUCCCAAAUCUGGUUGUGGUUGUAAUCCAGGAUAUAAUCAGGCGUUACCUUGAUGACAGAUGGAUACCUUUGUUCCUCUGCACAAAAGAGUUCAUGGAGCGACAGAAAGCAAAGGAAAAGGAAAAGAUGCAAUCAGAAGAUAGAGCCAUACUGCUGAACCGGCUCAGAGCAAGGAAGGGUUCAAUGACGAGUACCUCCAGAGAUAUCCUUCUGUUUCGGAGAGCUCUUCUCAACCCGUCCACCUGCCAGCUUUUCCAGGACUAUGUGUCUGUGAAAGGAAACUUGCUGGAAAAUGAUGUGCGCUUCUGGGUGGAGGUACAGAGAUACAAGGACCUCUGCCAUUCGCACAGCAGUCUGACCAUCAUCCAGCAGAAAAUCUCCACAAUCAUUAGCUGUUUCAUCAACUCUUCCGUACCACCAUCGGUGCAGAUCAACAUUUCUCAUGAUCAGGCUCGCCGUAUUAUGGAAAGGCGUCGUGAGCUCGGCCCUUAUAUCUUCAGAGAGGCACAGAUAGCUGUGUUCGGUGAACUGCUGAAGCUUUGGCCCAAGUUUCAAGGGCUCAGGAAGAAACUCUCCAAAGCGGAGCUCAUUCCCCUGCUGCGGGAGAAGAGAUCCAAACACAGGGCCAGAAUACGGAAACAGAAACGGCUGGAGGAGGAGGAAGCUGAAAGAAGAACAAUGGAGAAACGAGAGUCGACCUUUACUCUCGCUGCGGAGAAGGAUGACCACGAUGGUAGCGAGGCGGAUCAAAAAGACAGACCUAGAGUGAAGUCACGCCACAGCUUCAGCUUCCAACGCAGAUUCAGCUUUCAACGUGCAAGCUUCCAACCCGGCGCGAGUAUCCAACACGGCCCGAGCUUCCAACACGGCCCGAGUUUCCAACACGGCACGAGUUUCCAACACGGCACGAGCUUCCAACUCGAGUUCCAGAUCUUCCCCAGCUCAUUCAUGACUCAUGCAGAACCACUGCUGUGGUCAUACUCCAAGUACAUGGAAGAGCAGCAGAAAGAGGGGGAUGACGUGCUCAGUUCACUUGAGAAUUCUGUCUCCACAGACUCAGACUCCAGCAUCCUGUCACUCAGCAGUAAGGAAAGCUCAUCGCGUGGCUUCACCAGGAACGUCACGAGAACGACCAGACGUGUGAAAACAUGUCCCAACCUUGGGUCCAGGAGGAACAUCCCUGCUAUCUGAGCAGGAGAGACGGCUGAGAGAGUAACUGAUACAUUGAUUAUAAGAAGUUGAAGACGUAUGAUAUUUAAAAAAUAUUUCUUAUUCAGGCCUAAGCCUUAUGGGGCCUGCUGAUUGUGAAAGUAGAGAUGUCCACGGUUUCAAUGCAACCUUUUUAGCUGCACUAAAAAUAAAAGAAUACUUCAUGUGA